AUGGAGCGCAAUAAUCGUCCGGCACGCGCGCGUCUCGACGACGCGUCGGAGCCACACGCGACCGGCGCAGUGACUGCCAAUGCACACUGCACAGCUCGUCCCGUUCUCUCUCCCGCGCCGCUUUCUUCCAGCCCGUUGCGCCGCCCGUCGGGGUCCACGCGACCGAAGCGGCUGCGACGUCUGCAGCGGUUUCGCGCGUCUGCUGGACGACCGGUCCCGUCGUUCUGGGACCAGGCGCAGCACCUGCGCGACUCGUUGGACGAAGACGCGCUCGUCCAGCAGAACCAGCGCUGCUUGUGCCGGUGUUCCUCGUGUCGGCACGAACGGCGCUGGAGCUCUGCAUUGCCGCCGUAUCAAUGCAGUAACAAGAACUGUCGGAUCACAUUUGACGGGUUCAUUGACCUCUUUGAGCACCAGCUGGACGUCCAUGGCGGCAUUGACCCGAAAACCAGCCGCAUCGUGAGCGAGCUCUACCAUCAACAGCAAGGCGUGCUGGCGUGCCCGCCCGCUACUGUAUACGCUGGACAGCAGUAUUUGUUUCCGAGUCGUCCACCCGUUCGGUGGAAGGCUAUGGACGAUGUGGACGAGGAGGCCAGGACGUUACCGCAGCGAUUGCGGGACAGCAAUCGAAACCUCUGUGUGCGGCCGGUCAAUGUGUUCAACGUCGCGUACGAGCUCGUAAAGCGGAAUGGAUGGAAGGAAAUGGACCGGCAGUAUGAAAUUGCCAUGGAACACUACUUCUCGGCGAUGAAGUACCCUGUGUCAAGUCGCGGGCUUCACGAUGGCUGCCCGUCGAUUGAACGCGGCAGGAACUGGCUGACGUCGACCGAUCGGGAAGACGCUCGGUGGCUGUUUCCAUUUAGUCUGGGCGACAAGGUGGACGUCGAGCCAGAAUAUGUUUUGUUGGAUACAAAGGACGACCGAGAAGUGCACAUCGAGUUGAGCGACAACGAAGGUGCGCGAGACGCGUCUGCUGACGACAAAAGGACGGACGAACAUCAGCUUCUGAAUGAUGUCAAGGAACGGCGACGGUCGUUGAAAGCGACGUCGAUGCCGCUUGAUGGCGGCAUGGAUCAGGAAAUCACCGGAACGGGCGACCUAACGCCUAAAGUGUCGACGAUCGGUGCGACGACAACAGCCCAUCGAAGCGACAUCUGA
This is a messenger RNA of Hyaloperonospora brassicae, 1158 nucleotides long. The record is from the annotation of a GenBank genome assembly. Lineage: Eukaryota; Oomycota; Peronosporomycetes; Peronosporales; Peronosporaceae.